AUGGAACACAGUGCUUGCCGCUGGUUGCCAGAGGUACGAAGGUCAGCCGAAACGGUGAUUGAUGAUUAGAUCGACAAAAACGCAAUAGGAAAACUCGAAAACGCAAAAAGUUUUCAUUUAAAAGGGUUUGUAUUCGAGAAAAACAGAAGCGAAACGGUGAAAAACGAGUAGAAAUUACAUCACGGGCGCGGGCAAACGGGAGUGAGCAAGUGCGCUCCAACCUAACAUUCAUGACGGAGUGCUUGUCCGAACCGGGAUAUCCCUUCUCUUCUUAUCACCUUCUCCUGAUCUCAUUCCAUCAUUGAUCCGUUGAUUACCUUCAUUUUUUCAAAUAAAACGUGUUCAACAGAAUAUUCUUCCAUAGAAAGGUCCGGCCAACUCGAUUCUCUUCGGGUAUUCUCGGUUAGUUUCAAAAAUAAAUAUUUUGCAAGAAAAUAACCGGUUUUAAUCGAUUUCCAACACUUUCGUUAAUAAAUUAGUAAUUUGGCAAAUUCAGAAGCAUGAUGACCCUCCGGUCGCACGAGCAGCUCGUCAUCUGUGUCGGCGUUAUGUUCCUGCUCACCGUCUGCAUCACCGCCUUCUUCUUCCUCCCGGCCGGCGGUGCCGAUCUGUACUUCCACGAAGAGAACGUAGUUCACGUGAGAGACACGUCCAUCAGGUAAGAAUAUGUCACAAGAGAUCGCAAAGUUCACCCCUCGAAUUGCAGAGAAUUAGCGCGGAGGAAAGAACAAGAGGCGUUACUGAAAAAAGCAGAAGAUGCGAAUCCAAUUCCGAUUCCGAAACCAGAGAUUGGGGCAGCAGAUGAUGCAGAAGGACGGAGGGUCUUUGUGAAACAAAUGAUCAAGUUUGCAUGGGAUGGAUACCGAAAGUUCGCUUGGGGAGAGAACGAGCUGCGACCGAAUAGCCGCUCAGGACACUCUUCGUCGAUUUUCGGAUACGGAAAGACGGGCGCCACGAUUAUAGAUGCCAUUGACACGCUCUUUAUUGUCGGGCUGAAAGAAGAAUACAAAGAAGCCAGAGAAUGGAUUGCCAACUUCGAUUUCAAGUCCUCAGCUGUGAGUUUUCCCUAGUCCGUAUCAAUUCCAUCAAAAAUCUUUUCAGAAGGGCGAUUUGUCAGUUUUCGAAACAAAUAUCCGUUUCACAGGAGGACUACUCUCCGCGUAUGCUUUGACCGGUGAUACAAUGUUCUUGAAGAAAGCAGAAGAAGUUUCCACUCUCCUUCUGCCGGCUUUUGACACCCCCACCGGCAUCCCAUACUCGUUGAUCGAUCUUCAAUCGGGACAUGCGAAAACUUACAGUUGGGCGAGUGGAAAAGCAAUUUUAUCGGAGUAUGGCUCAAUCCAACUAGAAUUCGACUAUCUAUCCAACCUUACUGGAAAUCCAGUAUUUGCCGAGAAGGCGGAUAAGAUUCGUAAUGUUCUGACUUCAAUGGAAAAGCCGGAAGGACUCUAUCCCAUCUACAUUUCUCUAGAAUCGCCGCCUCGGUGGGGACAACGUAAGCAUCAAAUUCAUUUUUCUAUUCUCGUAUUCUCUCCAAAUUCAGAUCUGUUUUCAAUGGGAGCAAUGGCUGACAGUUGGUACGAAUACCUUCUGAAGCAGUGGAUUUCGACGGGAAAAAAAGACGAUCGCACGAAGAGAGAGUACGAAGAGGCCAUCUUUGCGAUGGAAAAACGCAUGUUGUUCAAAUCGGAACCGUCGAAUCUGUGGUACUUUGCCAAGAUGAACGGAAACCGAGUGGAGCACUCAUUCGAGCAUCUCGCCUGUUUCUCUGGAGGAAUGGUUGUGUUGCACGCGAUGAACGAGAAAAACAAGACGAUUGCCGAUCAUUACAUGAACCUCGGCAAAGAGAUUGGACACACGUGCCAUGAAUCCUAUGCGAGAUCCAGUGAGAGAACAUUUAUUAAGUUUUUUUUCAUUCAAUUUCAAUUUUUAGCUACCGGAAUCGGCCCCGAAUCAUUCCAAUUCACAUCAAGUAUCGAAGCAAAGACGGACCGCCGUCAGGAUUCUUACUACAUUCUGCGCCCAGAAGUCGUCGAAACGUGGUUCUAUCUGUGGCGAGCCACGAAGGACGAAAAGUACCGUCAGUGGGCAUGGGAUCAUGUACAGAAUCUGGAGAAGCACUGCAAGGUUGAGGAGGAGUUCUGACAAGAGAUUAUUUUGAUUUUCAGGGAAAUGUCGGAUACUCGGGCAUCCGAAAUGUUUAUGAUUCGGCUCCGGAGCAGGACGAUGUGCAACAGUCGUUCCUCUUCGCAGAGCUCUUCAAAUAUCUGUAUCUGAUCUUCAGUGAAGACGACGUUCUUCCUCUCGAUCAGUGGGUUUUCAAUACGGAAGCGCAUCCGUUCCGUAUCAGGAAUUAG
This is a messenger RNA of Caenorhabditis sp. 36 PRJEB53466, 2357 nucleotides long. The record is from the annotation of a GenBank genome assembly. NCBI's taxonomy places the organism in Eukaryota, Metazoa, Nematoda, Chromadorea, Rhabditida, Rhabditidae.